UUGUCUCAUAUCUCUGUUUUGUUCAACUCAAUUUGUAAUAAAACGUCUUUUGUCAUGAGCGUGAUGUCGUAGAGUAGCAAAUCUUUAUUUCCUGAGAGUUGCGCUUAUGUAUGUGACUUGCACUCGUCAGCCAUUGGAUAAUAUCCUGAAAGCUGAUUGGCUAACAUCUUCCACAUGUUCCACUGUUUCGUAAACCUUUUGUAAUAUACUCCCGAAUCUCUCGCGGCAUCGCUGAUGUUGCAGCAGUUUUGAAUUCUUGUCUUCAUCUUCACUCACCGAUAGAACUGCCAGGAUUCGGAAAUGAAGGUUACAGGACUGUUGGUCCUCCUGAUCGGACUGUGGAAACAAUCCGACUCUCAGCCGAAUCAACCACUGUUCCAGGAAGUUACACAGACCGUCCUUCUUCCUGACAGCCUCCACAAUCCAACACAACUGAACUAUGGAAUGGCAGUAACAGAUGUGGAUGGUGAUGGCGAUCUUGAAGUGGUCGUGGCCGGAUACAACGGCCCUAACCUGGUGUUGAAAUAUGACCGCACUCAGAAUAAACUGGUAAACAUCGCUGUGGAUGACAGUACCUCACCUUACUACGCGCUGAGGGAUGUACCUGGUAACGCAAUCGGUGUCACAGCCUGUGAUGUGGAUGGAGAUGGACGGGAGGAAAUUUACUUCCUCAACACAAAUAAUGCCUACUCUGGACGGGCCACUUACUUCGACAAGCUCUUCAAGUUCCGUAACGGUCGUUUUGAGGAUCUGCUCAGCGAUGAGGUCAACGUGCGGCGUGGCGUCGCCAACCGCAUGGCGGGACGAUCUGUGGCAUGCGUUGACAGAAAGGGAACAGGCCGCUACGCAGUCUACGUGGCAAACUACGCCAGUGGCAACAUCGGGCCCCACGCGCUGCUUGAGAUGGACGUGGCUGCCAGUGAUGUACCAAAUGGCAUUAUCGCGCUGUCUGAUGUUGCUGCCACAGCUGGCGUAAACAAGCUCACAGGUGGACGUGGGGUUGUGGUUGGGCCCAUCGUCAGUGAUACAAAGUCUGAUGUUUUCUGUGACAAUGAAAGAGGACCCAACUUCCUGUUCAUGAACAAUGGAGAUGGAACUUUUGUUGACAUUGCCGGGCGGGCAGGCGUAGAGGACCAAUCCCAACAUGGUCGAGGAGUAGCACUAGCUGAUUUCAACGGCGAUUUAAAGACAGACAUUGUCUACGGCAACUGGAACGGCCCCCACAGGCUUUACCUACAGGGUAGCAACUCGAAUUUCAGGAAUAUUGCGACUGCAGGUUUUGCAUCCCCUUCCCCGAUUCGCACAGUUAUUGCAGCUGAUUUUGACAAUGACAAGCAACUUGAGGUGUUUUUCAACAAUAUUGCCUACAGAGGCAACUCUCCCAACAGGCUCUUCCGAGUUUCGAGGAGACCUAAUGCUGACCCUUUCAUCGAAGAGCUGAAUGUGGGAGACGCUGCAGAGCCUCAAGGCAGGGGAACAGGCGGCACUGUGACAGAUAUGGAUGGAGACGGACAGUUGGACCUUCUCCUGGCACACGGAGAGAGCACAGCGCAACCAAUCUCCGUCUUCAAAGUCGGACAGGGCUCGACAAAUAAGUGGCUUCGAGUCAUUCCUCGCACCCAGUUUGGCUCGUACGCACGAGGCGCUAAGGUAACAGUCUUCACCAAGACGAGUGGAGCUCACAUGCGCAUCAUUGACGGAGGAUCUGGGUACCUGUGCGAGAUGGAACCCGUGGCCCACUUUGGAUUAGGAAAGGAUGAUGUUUCUGUACUGGAGGUGUCAUGGCCUGAUGGUAGCUUCAUCACGCGUAUCCUUCAGCCCAGCGAGAUGAAAUCCGUGGUGGAAGUACCGUUUCCCAGGGACAGCGAAAUGUCCAUGCUUGACAGUAACGCGGAGUGUGGUCGAGGCUUUACUGUGAGGAACGGCCGCUGCACAGCACCAGCCUCAUUUUCCAGCAUCCACUCCACAUCUAGCUCCGGGUUGACGGUCUCCAGUUUUCAGGUGGUUUUCUUACUGUUCUACUUGCAGAUCUGUGAGGUCUGCAGUUUUUAAUGCAAUAAUACAGUAAGAUAUUUUUUCAGCUCUGCAUGUUUGGGUUGAUCAGCUGAGAGGUUGUCUCAUGAUGCAGUCGUAUAGUUUUAUUAGCAUGUUCUCUUGAAGCAUGACCAGGUAUAUAUGCAUCAAAGUCAACUCGGUGUGUCAAAGUUCUACCAUCGUGAACAAGCUACGGAAAGGCAAGACUGUGUUCAUUUGGCUCAAAUGUUAAUUAUAUCAACAGUACGUCUUGGGGUAAAAGGAGUACCGAUCGCACACAAAAACAUCAGUAUCAGGGAAAGUAGUGUCAAAUGUGUUUUUUAUUUGUCCUACAUAAUUUUAAAAAUGUAAUUUCUUAUUUGUGGCAUGGUGGUGGAGUUGUAAAGUGUUUGCUUCACAGUUCUGAGGUCCAGGGUUCGAUCUCGGCCCAACCUGUGUGGAGUUUGCAUGUUCUCCCCGUGCCUGCGUGGGUUUUCCUCGGGUGCUCCGGUUUCCUCCCUCAUCCCCAAAAACAUGCAACAUAAAUUGGACACUCCAAAUUGCCCCUAGGUGUGAUUGUGAGUGCAACUGUUGUCUGUCUCUAUUUUCCCUCCGAUUGGCUGGCAACCAGUGCAGGGUGUACCCCGCCUCCUGCCCGUUGAAUGCUGGGAUCGGCUCCAGCAGUCCCGCAACCCUUGUGAGGAUAAGCGGUGAAGAAGAUGGAUGGAUGGAUCAUUUCUUAUUCAUUUUCCAUUUUCUCCACCAACUUCAGGGGAAAAUAUUGGGUGAGUUCUCUACUCAAAAUUCCAGUCAACUAUUGAAAUGUUUGAUUACAAUUCAGUCAAUUUAUCAAACUUACAAUUGAGUGCUAAGUGAACAAGUAAAACUGUUAAGUAACAGGUUUUGACAUUCUUGAAGUGUCAAACACUUAAAAAUGAAAGGAAAUUUUCGGUCAUUAAACUGCAGAAAAGAGGAGCUUCAGGGGCAUCAAUGACAAGUGGCUGAGAUU
Syngnathoides biaculeatus (alligator pipefish) is the source of this 3022-nucleotide messenger RNA. RefSeq names its product cartilage acidic protein 1a (gene crtac1a). Bases 301 to 2052 code for a protein of 583 amino acids. Gene Ontology annotation, biological process: axonal fasciculation. Lineage: Eukaryota; Metazoa; Chordata; Actinopteri; Syngnathiformes; Syngnathidae. The transcript is spliced from 14 exons. The record is from RefSeq and is a predicted model, not a curated record.